AUGGACAACGAAAUUGAGUUUUGGCAACAAUCUGUAGUUCCUGAUGACGGCUGCGAAGCACUGGCUCACAAGCACGAAGGGUUUGCCUCUCAUCUCACGAAGGCAGCAUGUGAGCUAUUCCGGCUCCUACUAGAACAGGAUCGUCUGGAAACAACUCGAUCCGACUACCGCGCGCUAAGCCGUGUAUUUGGCUACUUGCAGUUGUGGUGUGAUGGCUACGGUGCGCCUUCCGGUGAUCUCGAUGUCGUCCUGUCCGAAUCGAAAAGGUUGCGGCAUGACACUUACCGUUUGUUGGUGAGCAUUUGCAAUACACUGGCGGACAGACUACCGACGGUACUAUCCACCGGUAGUGACGACGAUUGGCAGCGCAGGUUAGACAAACAAGUAGCCCGGACCCGGGAUCUGAUCGAAGAGGCAGCUUUUGUCCACGGCAGCGACGACGGCAGUGAUUCAGCGAGCGACUCCGGAAGCGACGCCUCGUCUAGCAGCAAUAACUCUACUAUCGACAAUAUCGUAAAAGACCUCGAAACCGACAUCCAUUGCCUAGUCGAUUUGGGGCCAAGAUACAACGAGCCCAUUCGAGACAGAACUGUGAAGGAACAGCCUGCAUCGCCAUCGUUGACAGUGGACUGGGACCCGGCCGAACAUUUGGCUUCGCGCAUACGACAUCGUUAUCCAAACGGAGAUACUGCCGUGACGCAAAUCCUCGGCCAUGUGAAUUGGGAGAGGGCCAAAAGGCUGUAUGCAUCGAGAGAGGCGAAUGCACGGGCAGCCGAGCGACCAGCACUACAACUUGGACCAGUGCCCGAGGCGAAAGGAACAGCCAUUGCGUCCGAGGCGAAAGGAAGAGUAACUGCGUCCGGAUUUCAAGAUUCGGGCCUUGGGUCGACUUCGCCCUCGCCAAGCUUAUGCCCCGAAACCCUCCUUUCGUACCGAGACGUAAAGGGUGGAUCGAUCGGCAUUCCGCAGGUCCCUCCUGAGGGCAUGAAAGGCGAACCCUUUAUUUGUGGUAUCUGUGGCUGCAGCUGCCAGUUACCAAAGGCGAGUUGGAAGUCGUCCUGGAAGUAA
Chaetomium fimeti is the source of this 1068-nucleotide messenger RNA. RefSeq lists its product as uncharacterized. The record is from RefSeq and is a predicted model, not a curated record. Bases 1 to 1068 code for a protein of 355 amino acids. The transcript is spliced from 2 exons. Lineage: Eukaryota; Fungi; Ascomycota; Sordariomycetes; Sordariales; Chaetomiaceae.